AUGGGGGACGCCAACGCCCGUCCAGCAGCUCCGAUGGCCUCCCAGGAUGAACGGGCCUCUCUCACUUCUCGAAUUAUUCCUACCAUGAGCCUUUCGGCUGCCGACAACCCUCUCACCGCACCUCUGCCGCCUAUAACGGCGACCUCCGCGACCGACAGAGCUGCCGCUCGAUUCAAAGUCGAGGGAAAUGCUGUCCUUACGGGCGGUGCCGGUACACUGGCACUGGCUUCUGCGCGGGCGCUUCUUGAACAUGGCCUCUCGGCGCUCACUCUUAUGGAUUUAUCAUCCACCAUCGACAAUUCAAAAUCAGGCAUCUCAGAGCUGAAAGCCCUGUUUCCUCACGUCACCGUCCACACGGUCCAUGUGGACGUAACUUCAGAGACCGAAGUUGAGAGAGCCUUCGAGAGUGCCCACACUCUGAUGGGUGGCAUCGACAUCCUGUGCUGUUUCGCAGGAAUUGUCGGAUGCGUGCAUUCCAUUUCGGCAACAGCCAGCCAGUUCCGCAAAGUUAUCGACGUCAACCUGACUGGAUCAUUUCUCUGCUCUCAAGCCGCAGCCAAAUACAUGAUUGAAUCCAAAAAGGGUGGAUCGAUUCUCUUCACAGCCUCCAUUUCAGCUCACUCGACCAAUUAUCCCCAACCCCAGGCUGCAUACAAUGUGAGCAAAGCUGGGGUGGCACAUCUGACCCAGAACUUGGCGGCCGAGUGGGCUGUUCAUGGAAUCCGAGUUAAUUGUAUUUCACCAGGCUACAUGGACACCGUUCUUAAUGCGGGUGACAAUCUGAAACCAAUCAGAGAUAUCUGGGCCAGCCGGUGUCCGAUGGGACGCAUGGGUGAUAUCGAGGAAAUCACGGGACCGGUAGUGCUCUUGAGCAGCAAAAGGGCUGGACGGUAUAUCACUGGAGCAGAUUUGCGAGUCGAUGGCGGCGCGCUCUGCUUCUGA
Molecule: messenger RNA, 942 nt
Organism: Rhinocladiella mackenziei CBS 650.93
Lineage: Eukaryota; Fungi; Ascomycota; Eurotiomycetes; Chaetothyriales; Herpotrichiellaceae
Exons: 1
Coding region: 1-942 (313 amino acids)
Molecular function (GO): oxidoreductase activity, acting on the CH-OH group of donors, NAD or NADP as acceptor
Source: RefSeq, a predicted model, not a curated record